ACUCAGAGCAAAAGCACGAAGAGCUACGCGUGGAGGCGUGGAGCCCACGCACCAAAACGUCACCGCCAGCGCUCCUUCUCCCGUUCCCCCAAUUUCCGUGGAGGCGCGCCGCAUAGCAGCGGCGACAUUGGGCGGCGAUGGCCUCGGUUAGGCCCCCACUCCGCCGCCUCGCGCUAUUGCUGAACAGCCGCAUCCGCGCCAACAACCGCUUCCUCGCCUCCGCCUCCACCUCCUCCUCGUCCUACCCCACCGCCGCCGCCACCGAGACGCCGGCGCCGGCGGAGCCGGAGGUCGUCAGCAUGACGGAUAACUGCGUCCGUAGACUCAAAGAGUUACACACGAAAGAACCAUCUGCUAAGGGCAACAUGUUACGCUUGAGCGUUGAAGCUGGUGGUUGUUCUGGAUUUCAGUACACUUUCUCACUGGAUAACAAGGAAAAUGCUGAUGAUAGGGUGUUCGAGAAGAAUGGUGUUAAGUUGGUUGUCGACAAUGUCUCAUAUGACUUUGUGAAAGGUUCAACAGUCGAUUAUGUAGAAGAAUUGAUAAGCUCGGCAUUCGUGGUUUCAACCAAUCCAAGUGCUGUUGGAGGCUGCAGCUGCAAGAGUUCCUUCAUGGUUAAAUAAUUCGAUCAUUAGUAACUUUGAGAGAGGUAGCUUGACCGAACUUUCUGUUGCAGUAUUUUUUUUUUGAAUUACUACAAUACUUUGAUACUUUUAAAUAAGUCCUCGUUAUUGCUAGUACCUUAGGAAUCUUAUGUAACCUACUGCUUUACUAGAAUAUUUUUGUUAUGUGGGUACAUACUCAUUGGUGGCCUGGACCUGGCCCGCCGGGUUCUGGACAGCCUCAUUAAUGCUUGGUGCCCAAGUCUGGGACUUGCAUAGAUAUCUUGGACAUAAAUUAUGGUUCUUCCAUCUUUGUUA
This is a messenger RNA of Hordeum vulgare subsp. vulgare (domesticated barley), 920 nucleotides long. RefSeq names its product iron-sulfur assembly protein IscA-like 2, mitochondrial. Gene Ontology annotation, cellular component: mitochondrion. Gene Ontology annotation, biological process: iron-sulfur cluster assembly. Gene Ontology annotation, molecular function: iron ion binding; 4 iron, 4 sulfur cluster binding; 2 iron, 2 sulfur cluster binding. Lineage: Eukaryota; Viridiplantae; Streptophyta; Magnoliopsida; Poales; Poaceae. The transcript has 4 exons. The coding region runs from base 138 to 623 and encodes 161 amino acids. The record is from RefSeq and is a predicted model, not a curated record.